Spizellomyces punctatus DAOM BR117 is the source of this 1078-nucleotide messenger RNA. RefSeq lists its product as uncharacterized. Lineage: Eukaryota; Fungi; Chytridiomycota; Chytridiomycetes; Spizellomycetales; Spizellomycetaceae. Gene Ontology annotation, cellular component: spliceosomal complex. The transcript is spliced from 7 exons. The record is from RefSeq and is a predicted model, not a curated record. Gene Ontology annotation, biological process: mRNA splicing, via spliceosome. The coding region runs from base 6 to 938 and encodes 310 amino acids.
CAAACAUGGUACCUCCCAAGAAACGUCAGUAUCGCAAGCGGUCAGUGGACCAGGACCCUUCAAACCCGCCCCAAGAAGAUCCUGACCCCACAGAAUUGGAAGAGAAGGCAGAGGAUGUGAGCGCGGUUGUACAAGAAGCUCUGGAAUUGAGGCGAUUUCGCCGUCGUGCCGCUGGUUUGGAUACAGCUGAUCUGAGCCGUGGGGACAAGAGGAAGAAGAAGGAGAAACCUGUGAAUGAUGACCCAUGGAAACUAAAAACGGGGGGCGGAAUCAUUAAUAUCGAUGAUGUUCGCGGUCGAAAUUUUGGUGAGGACGGGCGAGGCGGGGGUGGCGGCGGAAGUUUCGCAACUGCCAGCAAUGUCAUGGAUACGGACCGACAUAUGAGAGAAUACAUUGAACAAGAACUCCGCAAGCGGCGAGGUGCGUCAUCAUCAGAGGCAGGUGGUGCCGAGCGAACUGGUGAGAAUGGAGCACCAAAAGAUAUACAGGAUGAGCUGUUCGAGGUGCCGGAACAUUUGAAGACUGUCGAGAAACCCGUUAGCGAGGGGAACGUGACACUGUCGACUUCAAUGCUCACCGCAAUUCCAGAGAUCGAUCUAGGAAUAAACACAAAACUGAAAAACAUCGAGGCGACUGAGAGAGCCAAACGACAACUCAUUGAACGUACCGCAGACAUUGCAUCAGAGAGAUCGAAAUCUGAUUCUCCAAUACCCGGGAAUGAAUUUGCUGGGGCCAAUAUGGUUGCAUCUGACCGAUGGCAACGCUUUCCGUAUCGACGAGAUGAUCGUGAUCAGGAGGCAAAAACUGCGGCACAAGGAAAUAUGGAGAGAUCAGGAGGAACACGCAAAGGCGAUGCAGAGAAGAAGUUGGACCGAAGGACAAUGGCAACAGAUGAAGUGGUCAUGGAACGAUUUAAGAAGCGUAUGCGAAGAGGGUGAUUUUGUGAUAGCGAAGAAUAAUGUAUCAUAGAUAUUCACUAUUUAUACUGAGUGAGAUGUAAAUAGAGUACUGUUUGAGGGAAAGAGUUGGUGUUCAACCAUUGAAAACGCAGGGUAUGUAUGAAUAACGGAAGUUUAAA